Messenger RNA from Paramormyrops kingsleyae, 2441 nucleotides. RefSeq names its product DENN domain-containing protein 2D-like. NCBI's taxonomy places the organism in Eukaryota, Metazoa, Chordata, Actinopteri, Osteoglossiformes, Mormyridae. The record is from RefSeq and is a predicted model, not a curated record. Gene Ontology annotation, cellular component: nucleoplasm; cytosol.
CUUACCUGACAAAGGUACGGCACCACACGUCUGUCACAUCUCUAUUGUAGUUCAUUUCAAUAAUAGGAGAGUUAAUACCUUUUCGGGAAACCCAGGCUUCCUCCCUCGGUCGAGCCGAGAAACAGGAUACAUUCUUGCGAUAUUGCUGACAGUCUUAACACCCCACACGUUGUAAAAAAAAAACGCAGCGGCGCUGAAAAUGAAAGCUGCACUGUGCAGGAAGUAGAGGAAAAGGCAGGCGGACGAGUAUCACACGCGGCUCCGCGGGCUUCGGGAUCGGACUGUAAGAAGCAGCAUCUCCCUGGGACCAGUGCCCUACGUGGGCUGUUCUUUUUGGAAACUGCGACCAACACCCAUUAAUUCUUAGUUUUGAACCAUAUGAUCGCACGAUCCUGGGUGGCAUUACAUCUGGGCGAUAAGAAUCUUGUCCCAGGAAGCGGAUCGGCGGCGGGGGCUCGCCUCGCGCUUGUAGGGCUCCUAGGACCCUGAAUAUAACGCGCUGAAAAUACGAGUGAGACAUACCCAGGUGACAGUCCUGGAGAAGGUUCCAGGGAGGAUCCUGCCAAGGUCAAUGGGCAGAGGACAGAGCCACCUAACCUAAACCACGGUGCCAUCAUGUCUAGUGAGGAUAUGGUUGGCGAGUCCCAGUUUAAGAGGCUGACCACUAUGCUGUCCUCCUUCCGCGAGAAGCUCCAGAGAUCUGCAAGCACUAAUGAGUCAGACCAGGCACCAGUGACAGAUCCUAGCAUAGUGGAGGUCCCUGCCAAGGAACGCUACACUGGACAGUUCUUCUUUGAGUACCUAGUGGUCGUCAAAAUCAAUAAGAAUAAAACAGGAGGAUAUGAGCCACAAAUCAUCUACCAGUUUCCCAAGAAAGACGGGAUGAUGAGAUCCCAGAGGGAGCAGGAAGAGAAGACUCUGAAAGCGAUCACCCUCUUCUGCUUCCCGGAUGGGAUCGAGUGGGCUCCGCUCACAGAGUACCGCAGUGAGACCUUCUCCUUCAUCUUGACCGAAAUGGAUGGUAGCAGAAGAAACGGCUACUGCAGGAGGCUCCUGCCGCUUGGCAGUGGAACACGGUUACCGGAGGCCUUCUGCAUCGUCAGCCGUCUGGCUUGCUUUGGACUUUUCUCCAAGAUCUUUGAUGAGGUGGAGAAGCGGCGGCAGAUCUCCAUGGCGAUGAUCUACCCCUUCAUGCAGAGCCUGAGGGAGGCCCCGGUUCCUGCCCCAGGACACACCGUUAAUAUCAAGAGCUUCAUUCCAGAAUCCGGUACAGAGAUGAUCAAGCUGACACGCCCCCUGGACUCCUGGCUGGAGCAUGUGGACUUCCACACGCUGUUCCACUGCCUGUCAGAUAAGGAGGUGCUCCAGGUGUUUGUCGCCACUGUCCUGGAGCGCCGCAUUAUCUUUGUCGCCGAAGAGCUCAGCACGUUGUCCCAGGUCAUCAAUGCGGUGACGGCGCUGCUGUAUCCCUUCGUUUGGCAGCACACCCUCAUCUCCAUUGUCCCUCAGAUCCUCCUUACUGUAACCAUGGCACCCACCCCCUUCCUAUUGGGGGUGCAGAAGCACAUGCUAAAUGAAAUCAUGGAGGAUGCUGACACCACCAAUCUGCUGGUCGUGGAUUUGUCUGAGGGAGCGGAAAAAAGGCUCUUUGUGAAGGUAGGGGAUGAAUCAUCUAUAUUGCCCCCAAAACUCCAAGAGGAACUCCUGCAGGAAUUAAGCACCAGAAAAGAAAAUUCAAGUCCAGAGGAACUGAAGAAGGUGGUUUCAGAAGCUUUUGUGUCCUUCUUCGUGAAGACAGUUGGUCAUUUUGCCCAGUAUGUCAAGCCACAGGAUGGAAACCAGCCUGCCUCAUUUCACAAGCGGAGCUUUUACAAGGCCAUUGAACCGAAGGCUGUACGGCACUUUGUCAAGAAGUUCCUGCUGACACAGAUGUUCGACCUCUUCAUUCAGGAGGCGGAGCAAAGACAGGGAGCUGCUCAAGGAGGGCAUUUUUGCAGAAAGAUUGUUGAAUACCAAGAAAAGAAGAAAAAAGAAAAGGCAAAGAAACACUAGGAUGGACAUUGUAUCAUACAAACUGUGAACCAAGGCAUAGAAAAAUGUAUGAAUGAGGUACAUGUAGAUAGCCGUGGUUUUUAAAUGUAAUGAAAGUAAAUAAUUCUGUAUUUUGUGUGUUUUUUAUGUGAAACAAUAUGGUUUCAGGUUCAUUUUAAGAUGAGAUUUUGAAUCUUGCUUUUGAGAGAUAAUUUAAUCAAGUGCUGUAAGGGAAAUUAAGGUAAGACUGGUGGUUCAGCAGAUGGCUUGAACAUGUGGAUGGGUGUGAAGCAGAGAAUGUGACAGUACUCUCAUCAGUAGGAUGUUCUGAGAAGUUCCUUCUCAAGGCCUCCUGACACUGGACUUCCUCGCGUACGUGGUAGAGUUGAAAUAAAAUGUUUUACUUCAAA